AUGCGCACUAGAGAGAAAAAGAAGUGGAAUGAAAAUUCAGAAGAGAGUAAAGAAGCACCAGAGAACCAUAAACUGCAACAGCAACCUGUCCUUCAUCCCACACCACUAGAGCCAUUUCAGGACACUGUGUUACUUAAGAAGCCACUUGGACUAAGAAUCUGCAAAAAUACUUUACAGGUAACAUAUAUUGAAAAAUCAGGGGCAUCAGUGGGUCGGGUAUUUGUUGGUGAUGUUAUUGUAGCUGUCGAUGGGCAGAAAAUCAGCACUGUCAAUGAGCUCAACGGCGUUCUUAAAAAACCUUCACCGAUGGCAGCUGUAAUAUUCAAGCGCAUGUGCUAUUCAAAAUGCAAGCAUAAAAAGACAUUUGUGGAAAAAAUAAGCGUAGAAAGAGGUCGAGAAAUGAAAUGCACCGGACGAGCAAUCGAUCAGUAUCUGGCAAGAAAACUAAUUUUUCUUAAUCAGAAAGAAAUCUUAAAUAAAUUAAAUUAA
This is a messenger RNA of Brugia pahangi, 489 nucleotides long. NCBI's taxonomy places the organism in Eukaryota, Metazoa, Nematoda, Chromadorea, Rhabditida, Onchocercidae. The record is from the annotation of a GenBank genome assembly.